UACUCUCCCCCUGCGAAAUAAAGAGAAUCACCACAUUAAGAGGUGCCUCUUUGACAAGUUAGCAGGGAUCACUUUAGAGCCAGAAGGAUCCCCAAGGCAAUUUGGGCUUCAUCAAAAAUUGUCCUAUGCAGCAGCAGAAAUGGGGAAAUGGGCAGUCCAACCAAAAAUGGUGCCCCACAAUAUCCCUAUUGAGACGUUAGGUUGUACCUGUCUUCAGAUGUCUGUAUAUCUAUGUACCUACAUGUUGUUGUGUGAAUGACAAUACCUGUGUUCCUUUCAAAUGUGACCCUGAGUAUAGGCCCCGUCAAAUGCAGGGGAGGUGUACUGAUGUACCUGCGUUCAGCAUAACUUGUGAAUAACUGUGCUUGUGUACAGCUUUUUGUCCUUGUGUUCACUGUACACAGAUUGUACAAGUGUUGAACGUAAUGAGUCAACAGGGCUCAUGUGGAGCUGCUGUCUACCAAGUCAGACUAUUAGUCCUUCUUGCCCAGCAAACCAUGCAUCCUACCCUGAGCUAUGGGCCAUCCUUCUUACCAGUUUAUCACAUGUACAGACAUACCUACACCCCUCUUGACAGAGGGCUUGAGCAGAACAGGAGCCACGGAAUGAGUAGCAGAUGGUUUCUGUGGCAGUUUAACAACUCUACGCAGCAAGCUCAACCACUCUGAGUUCAGGAGAAUCUUUGAUGUCUGUAACUGAUUAUCCGGUGUUCUCAGUAACACCAUCAUGGAGCCCAGUUCCUUACACUUGUGUCUAGACAGAAAUGUAAUUAGCAGCUUAAUAAAGCAAGGUGGGUAGUUCUCCAGCUGUGAAGGUGUAGGGGCAUUGGCAUAGGACAGUGGCCGGAGUGUCGUGAAUGCUUGGACUCUGGGAGUGACGUACCGGCUAUUGGAAGAUCAGCAGGCACCGAAGCUGCUCUCUCUAGCCCUCGUCAGACAAUGAGCCCUUUCACAUGAUCAAACGGGGGUGGACUGGAGGGGAAGCAGGAACCUACCUGCUCCCCCACAAACAAUUUGAAACUCCAUUGGGCUCUGCUGCUCACAUGCCCACAAACGCCACAGCGGCAUUCUUCAGGGCUGCAACCAGGAGCUGGGAAUCCACCAAUAUCCCACAAUGCACCGCGCACAGUGCAUUGGGGAAGCAUUGUGCUGCUUGGCCACUCUUUCCCUCCGCGUUAUUGUGAAGAUGGCUGCUGGCAGCACCGAGUCCAGCGAGACUGGCGAGAGAGGCAGGAGGUGCGUGCUUGUUGUACGGCCGCACUUUAGACCUGUCAGUGACUGACCAGGAGAGAGAUCUUGGGGUCGUGGUGGACAGCUCGUCGAAAGUAUCCACAUAACGUUUUCAUUCUGUGAAAAAGGCCAGCUGUGGAAAAGGCCAAUUCUACACUUGGAACCAUUAGGAAGGGGAUUGAAAAUAAAACUGCUAAUAUCAUAAUGCCUUUAAACAAAUCUAUGGGGUAGCCACAUUUGAAGUGCAGUGUACUGUUCUGGUCACCAUUCCUCAAAAAGGACAUUAUAGAAAUGGAGAAGGUACAGAAGAGGGCAACUAAAAUGAUCAAGAUAAUCAUGCCUGGAGCACCUACCUUAUGAGGUUCGUGAAGUCCCUGUACCCCUGAAUGACUGAAUAUUCAAACACGAAAAAACCCUCACCUCCUGCAACCUGAAGUGCUACAUUCCAGGAAAAACUGUACUACUUGAUUCUUCUGAUUAUCUAACCCAGCCCUAAGUUUAGAAGGUGGAAAGGCAAUUGCAAAAAGUCUGUUACUGGCCGAGUAGAAAAUGCAGGCUAAAGAAUGCUGUGUAUGGAAUGAUGUCGCUUUCUGGAGCAGGAGCAGAGAUUGCCUGGGACAGGUGUUUAUGCCCUGCCCUCUGGAGGGGAAAGGAAGCCUUUUUGAGCUCAUAGUCUGUAGCCUACUGCUUGGCUUCAGCUUCUGCUCAGGCCAGGGGCCUCUUAGUCCAAAGGUCUCUGAGCAGGGAGCAUUUCUGCAUCCUUAGCAGUUACCCAUUCAUUCAGUUCCCAGGUGAAUCACUGCCGCUUCCUUUUAAGGAGAGGCUGCAUGGCAGGAAGUGGGGGAAGGCUUCAUUCAGCGCUUCUUCACCACGCCUUGUUCUUGCUCCAGGCUGAGACGCCAAGCCAAAAGCCGAUCCCAGCAGCUGUGCUCAGCAGAGGCUCUGACAACUCUCCCAGCAGCUGCCUGAUCCCUCUCUGAGCCAGAUUCCUUGCCCAGCAUUCCUUCCUGCGGCCCCCAAGAUGGCAAGGAACCACCAAGUGCAGAAAGCCAAACUGGCUGAACAGGCCGAGCGCUACGAGGACAUGGCUGACUUCAUGAAGGCAGUGGUGGAGGAUGGAGGCGAGCUCUCCAAUGAGGAGCGUAACCUUCUCUCGGUCGCCUACAAAAACGUGGUGGGCUGCCAGAGGUCUGCCUGGAGGGUCAUCUCCAGCAUCGAGCACAAGACCGAGGAAGGAGAUGACAAAUCCCAGCUGGUCAACGAGUACCGGGAGAAGAUUGAGAGCGAACUGAAGAACGUUUGCAAUGUCGUCUUGGGGCUGUUGGACAAGCACCUCAUCCCAAAAGCCAGCGACCCGGAGAGCAAGGUUUUCUACUUGAAGAUGAAAGGAGACUACUUCCGCUAUCUGGCUGAGGUGGCCUCAGGAGAUGACCGCAAGCAGAUCAUUGACAAUGCACGGAAAGCGUACCAAGAGGCCAUGGACAUCAGCAAGAAGGAGAUGCAGCCCACAAAUCCUAUCCGUCUGGGCCUCGCCCUCAAUUUCUCUGUGUUCCACUAUGAGAUCGCCAACACCCCAGGAGAGGCCAUUACACUGGCCAAGACCACCUUCGACGAGGCCAUGGGGGAUCUCCACACGCUCAGUGAAGAUUGCUACAAAGACAGCACCCUCAUCAUGCAGCUUCUCAGAGACAACCUCACGUUAUGGACAGCGGAGUGUGCAGGAGAAGAAGGGGGAGAGGCCGGCGAAGAGCCAAAGAACUGAACUGAGCAGACCCCCCCAACACGACGGUAACUCCCCAUCUCCACCCACUCUCUGUUUUGUUUCCUUUCCCAACUUGUUCUGUUUUUAUAAGAUGUGUCUCCGCUUUCUGGAAGCUCCAGCUGGAUUUUCAAAGCAAAAGGGGACUGCUUGAUAUGCAUGGGGACUCGAGCGCUUACCUGACCCUCUUUGUGGGGCAGCUUUGGGAGUAACCCUGUUUCUUGCCACCCUUCUUUCUGGUAUGUGACCCCUCCCCCCCGCCAACUCUAUAUAAGCUCUUGUGUCUGAUCCAGCAUUUGGUUAGCACGAGAGUCUUCCCGACCUAUCAUGGAAGACUGAGGUAUAUUUUGCUAUUUAACUGUAGGGGUUAAAAAAAAAAAACAACCUCUACAGAGAACUUUAAAUAUUGUUUUGCGUGACAAAGAUACAAAAUAAUGGCUGAACAGAAUGAAGCAAGAGUUGUCAGUCUCCUUUGCUUGUUUUAUUCUGCAGGGUUUUCGCACUCAGGGCAUCCUGUCAUAAUAAAAUGGGGGGGGGGUGGCGGGCCUUUAGGAGACUCUUCGGAGUGAGUUGAGCAUACACUCUCAAGAGGGCCUCUGGUUAUCACGGUGUUAUGCCUGAGCUGGUUUGCUACAGUGUCCUUCCUCAAUAAAAGUUCACUUUCAUGCCUGUC
Hemicordylus capensis (graceful crag lizard) is the source of this 3661-nucleotide messenger RNA. It is a transcript of the gene SFN, whose product is annotated as stratifin. The transcript has 2 exons. Gene Ontology annotation, molecular function: protein kinase binding. The record is from RefSeq and is a predicted model, not a curated record. Bases 2251 to 2991 code for a protein of 246 amino acids. Gene Ontology annotation, biological process: signal transduction. Lineage: Eukaryota; Metazoa; Chordata; Lepidosauria; Squamata; Cordylidae. Gene Ontology annotation, cellular component: cytoplasm.